This is a messenger RNA of Baudoinia panamericana UAMH 10762, 335 nucleotides long. RefSeq lists its product as uncharacterized. The record is from RefSeq and is a predicted model, not a curated record. The transcript has a single exon. The coding region runs from base 58 to 246 and encodes 62 amino acids. Lineage: Eukaryota; Fungi; Ascomycota; Dothideomycetes; Mycosphaerellales; Teratosphaeriaceae.
CUCCUGCAUGUUCGCUUUUACGUAGGGGUCGAUACCAAUGAGUGUCGGGUUCUGAAUAUGUCUGGUCAAGCGUGCCUUUGCGAUGUGUCAGCACAAUGUCGCAAGACUUGCAUGCGUGAGGUGGGGAAGAUCACGGCUGCGAUCAGUGGACGAGGUUUUCUAGGCCUGUCGCAAAGUGGCAUAUCGGCUCAUGUGUUGUCGGAGCCCAGUGCCGGUUCAUCAAAGGACGCCGCUUCCCGUGGCUGAGAAUAGCCUUACCUGACUGAACUCAUGAAAUCCUACCACAGCUACCCAGGUACUGUACGCCUUGGUUAUGGUUGCCUACUUCAUCGAAG